ACUACCACUUCAGGACUUCACUCUCUUCACUUUCUCCGAGCAGAGUGGCAUUCAUCAUUGCCUCCUAGCAGCUGAAAGAGAAAGGUUGGACUGGACCAAGGUUGACUGCUCUUCUAAGGAGCCAUGUUGCUGUGGUCAUUAUGGAGUGCACUAUUGCUACUGACCCCCCUGGAGGCUGCAGAGGAGGAUGAUGUGCGAGCAGGCUGCAGCACAGCUGUAAAUGACCUUGUCUAUAUUGUUGAUGGCUCGUGGAGUGUUGGCACCUCAGACUUUGAGACGGCCAAGCAGUGGCUUAUCAACAUCACCAGCCAAUUUGAUAUCAGUUCCCACUACACACAGGUGGCUGUGAUCCAGUACAGCGACACUCCUCGUCUGGAGAUUUCUCUGGGGAUACACCAGGGUGGAGCAGAGCUCAUCGAGGCCAUACAAGGCAUCACCUACCUGGGAGGAAACACACAGACUGGCAGGGCUAUCAAGUUUGCUGUGGACCACGUUUUCUCCUCCUCCCAAAGAGCCAGCCAGGUCAAGAACCGCAUCGCUGUGGUGGUCACAGAUGGCAAAUCUCAGGAUGACGUGGUGGAUGCAAGUGUGGAGGCACGAGCAGAGGGCGUUACAGUAUUUGCUGUUGGAGUUGGCAGUGAGAUCACCACGUCGGAGCUGGUAUCCAUUGCCAAUCGACCAUCAUCUGCCUAUGUCUUGUAUGCUGAGGAUUACACCACCAUUGACCGUAUUCGAGACAACAUGGAGCAGAGGUUGUGUGAAGAGUCUGUUUGUCCAACUCGAAUCCCGGUGGCAUCUCGGGAUGAGAAAGGCUUUGAGCUGCUGCUGGGCAUGAACAUUCAGAAGAAGGCCAAGAAGAUCCCUGGCUCUCUGAUUUCUGAGGCAGCCUAUUCCCUUACUGCCUCCACAGACAUUACUGAGAAUACCAGGGAUAUUUUCCCAGAAGGCCUCCCUCCAUCCUAUGUGUUUGUCGCAACCCUGCGUCUAAAGGGGUCUUCCAGCAAGCUGACAUUUGACCUUUGGAGGGUGCUGUCUAAGGAUAAGGAGAUCCAGGCUGCAGUGACACUAAGUGGGAAUGACAAAAGUGUUACAUUCACCACCACCAGUCGGACAGAAAAUUGGCAGAGAAUCACCUUUAAAAACGGCUUUCAGAAUCUGUAUGACGGAAAGUGGCAUCAACUUAAAGUUCUGGUGAGACCAAGCCAGGUCACAAGUUUCCUUGACGAUCAACCAAUUCAGGAAAUUAUGCUGGAACCAGUGGAGCCAAUUUACAUCAAUGGAAAGACACAGGUGGCAAAGAGGCGAGGAACAGACAUCACUGUGCCUGUAGAGAUUCAGAAGCUGCGUCUGUACUGUGAUCCCCAUCAGAGUGAAAGAGAAACAGCCUGUGAGAUUUACUCUGUGGAUGAUGAAAGGUGUCCUCUGAAUCGAACAGCUACAGAUGAGGAAGAAGACUGCAACUGUGUAGUUGGGCCAAAAGGGCAGGCGGGCCUACCAGGACGCAUGGGUUUCAGAGGGGAGAAAGGGAGGGAAGGACCACCAGGACCUGAUGGCAAGCCUGGUAAAGAUGGGACACAUGGGGAUCUUGGUCCUUCUGGAUUUACAGGGAUGAAGGGUGAAGUUGGCCCCGCAGGACUAAGUGGGGACCCUGGUCUAAAAGGUCUCAAAGGAGACAGAGGUGAACCAGGCUUAUCAGGAGAAACCGGACCUCCAGGAACCAAGGGUCUUCCUGCUGACAAAGGUGAGCUGGGACCUCCAGGAGAAGCUGGACCAAUGGGGGAGCCAGGACUACCAGGUAGCGGAGGACUGGUUGGAACAACAGGACCAAAGGGGGAGAGCGGAGACAGUGGUGCUGCUGGAGCUCCAGGCGAGGUGGGUGUUCAGGGACCUCCUGGUGAAGUGGGCCUAAAAGGACCACAGGGAGAAGGAGGCUUGCCUGGGCCAAGAGGGCCAACAGGAAUUAACGGGACAAUGGGAAUCCAAGGACCCCAGGGGCCGCCCGGAGAGAGCGGCCACGAUGGUCCCAAGGGGAAGUGUGGAGAACCAGGUGUCAUUGGUCCUGUUGGUCCACCAGGCCAGAAGGGCUCAACAGCGGACUCGGGUUUACCAGGUCUGCCGGGUGCCAUGGGGCUGCCGGGGUUCAAAGGUCACAAGGGGGAGAGAGGAGAUACUGCCACGAAAGGAUGCCAGGGGAACUCAGGCAGAGAUGGAGAACCAGGGACCCCUGGAGUACCUGGCGAAGUGGGACCCAUGGGAAGGAAAGGAGAGACAGGAGCCACGGGUGACUUAGGCCAUAGGGGAACUGAAGGGAAGAAAGGGGACAUGGGCCACAUGGGCCACAUGGGUUCUGUUGGUCCCAGGGGAUUUACUGGACAGGACGGGUUGCCGGGCCAACCAGGCCAACCAGGAUAUCCAGGGAAACCUGGCAAGCCUCCCUCAGAUGAACAUCUUCUAAAGCUCUGCACUGAUGUUCUGCGUAAUCAUCUUCCAUCACUGCUCCAGAGCCUGGUUCCCCAAGCCAAGUGUGAACCCUGCCAGAGUGUUAAGGGGACCCCGGGCGAGCCUGGAGCACAAGGACCCAAAGGCUCAAUGGGAACUCCAGGCUACCCUGGCAGAGGUGGAAAUCCCGGGUACCCAGGGCCUCCUGGAAUGCACGGUCCUUUAGGCCUUAAAGGUGACAUGGGACCAAGAGGGCUUAAAGGCGGCAAAGGUGAAGGUUACAUUGGACCUCCAGGACCACCUGGACAGCAAGGAAUUCAGGGUCCACGUGGCUUUGAUGGAAUCGGCCAUCCAGGAAAUGAGGGAAUUCCUGGAAAACCAGGGCCUCCAGGAGUUCUUGGUAAACGGGGCAAUCCAGGACUUCCAGGGGUUUGUGAUGUUUCCAUGUGUUAUCAAAACUACAACCUCAGGGAACAUUACAGCAAAGGACCCAACAUCUGAUGACUAAGAAGCAGGGGAGAGGAUGCUAUUGAACACAGAGUGUUUCGAGAAUUUACUGUAUCACUGUUUUACAGAGAUGUGUAUGACUGUUGACUACUUUAUGACAAAGUGUGCGUGUGGAGAUCAGCUGCACUGGAGGCAGAAAUAACCUCAUUAGUUGAGUUAAAGUGAAAUAGGCAGGGCAUCAAUUCUUGAUUAUGGAAUUCAUGAUCAAAGACAGUCAGCACGCUAGCAACCUACAGUUUCUUACUGAGAUACCAGACUUACAUGGCUAAUUUAUUCUUGCCAAGUUUGAAAAGCAGCUUACGAAAGUGGGGUUUCAUUCUAAGUAAGUCAGGUAAGCACCAAGAUUUUUAUAACUAAGUUGUGUUGUUUUUGUGUCAAUAGCAAGACAACUUGGAUUUGAAAUAACUUUAUGAAUAGCUACCUCCUCUUUUACUCUAUGUUUAAGUCAAUGUUACUGAAGGUUUUGUUAAUACUUUGGAUUAAUCCCUCUUCCCAUUUCAUUUCAAUGCAAACAACACACAGACACAUUUCCUAAACAAAAUAUAUAAAUGAUGAAAUAAUGAUGAAAGUGUAUUUUAAAAAGGCUGAAAGGACCUUUUGCCGUCCUGUGUGAGCUAAUGGGGCAAAUCAUAUGAUGUAUUCUACUCAGAACCCAUGCAGUAGAAUUGCAGUACGCAAAGUCUUCCUUAAUUAAUUAAUAAUUAUCAAUUUAUUCCAGAAUAUGAGUCAUAUUAAAACUGCAUAUAACCGUAUACUAUGAAUAGAAGUAGAUAACACUCAUGCUGUGCUUGAAGGCUGUGGAUCCAAUUGGCUUCAUCAAAAGAGGUCCAUAUCAACCAGUGAGAUAUUAUUCCCUCCUUCAGUGCAGAUCUGACCAAGAGAAAUGAUUGUCUUCAAAUUAUGUAAAAAGUACAGUACACUCCCUAAAAAUCCAUUUGGAAAAGUCACAAUGAAAGAACAGGACACACCAUUUUCACAUGAUUACCUUGCAAAAAGUAAUCAUGCAACCUUAAAGUUAAUAAAUAUAUGAUAAAUUACAGCAUUGUUAGAAGUAAUAACUUCUGGUUGAAAAAGCAUAUUCUAUGACCUAUUAUUUAUGGAGCACCAGGAGUUGUGUAAUCCAUCACUGUGAGACGUUGUAAGAAACAUGUUACUGUAUAUCUUGUCCAAUCAUAUUUGUUUUGUUAUUAAGCCAAUAUUAUAGACUUAUAUUUGCAUUGCUCCUGUGUGUGUAUUACAUUGAAUGAUCAAACAGUGAUCUUAAAAGCAAUUUCUUCUAGGCUUACAGUUUUUUUUUAUCUUCAACUUGGUCAGUACUUUAUGCUAACAUCCCAGAAUGCAAUGCAUCACAUUUUUUAUUUGCAAUAAUUAUGGUUGUACAACUAUUAACAUGUAAUGAUGAGGAUAAACUAUGAUGAUUUGUAUGUGUCGUAAAUGUCAAUUUGCUGCUUUAUAUUGAGUAAACCAUUGGGUAUUUGGGGAGAAAUGAAUGAGUGAACAAACAUUUCUGACACAGCGCAUAUGUCACCAAUUAGCACCCCAUUAUUAAGACUCAUCUGUGGCCUUUACUUGUUGCUGUAGCUCUGUGCAGUGUCCUGAAAUAUGAUUGGCUGCCUGGAAGGUUGUAUAGCUCCAAUCUUGCUUGAAAAAAAAAAAGAUUUCCUAGUUGUAUUUCAUUCAACUGCUUUUCCUACUUGUUUUUCAGUAUGAUAGGACCAACUAUGACUAUUAUCUGCAUAUGUUUACUUUAGUGAAAUUAUACAGUUGGCCCACAAUGUGACCUAACUGAUUUAUUUUUUGAAAUUGUUAUCAAUGCUUAAAGACUCAACUCAUUCAGAGUAUUUUACAUUUCUCUGUUUUCAACGAGUCGAAUGAGAACUACAGCCACAAUGACAUGGUCCUCUUAAGCAAAUUUACAAAAGGGAUUCAGUGAAGCUGUGUGUUGGCAGAAAUGCCACAUAAGUAAGAACAGGUCUAUGAAGCCAAACAGAACAUUUUUUCAAUUCCAGAUUAAGCAAUAAUAUGGUUCCACAGGCAUUAAAGUACAUUUUUUAUAAAUAAUAAAACAGUCUGUUUACAAGAAUGAAGACAACAUGUGGUUAGUUUUUAUUUUCACAAAUUCAAAAGUCUGUUUUUCCGUCACCAUUUAUGGAAAGUGUUGGUGGUUAUGUGCUAAAUUGCUUUAGUCCCAGUUUCUCAAGAAAAGGGGCACUCCAUGUAUGGUGAGGACUGAUAAGACUUACAUGUCAAAGACUUGGAACUCUUCCAAAGGCCUUGUAGAGGAACAAACGGGUUAGCACCUCUCUCUAGGGUUCAGGCUUCAGAGUGGCAAUUUCCAGACUCUUAUUUGUUGCUCUCAAACUGUAAUUUUGGACUUGCCAAAAUAAGCUUGACAGGUUUAAAGUAUCUGUAAGAGAAGCAAGCCAUAUGUUAUCAUUCAAGUCUUAAAAAGUAGGAAGAAUUCAGGCAUGUGUCAAGAAAAUACAGUCCUGCUGGAAGAGUUAUGAUUUACGUGUGACAAUCCUACUGCUUAUUGCUACAAAUAUUAGAUAUUAUUUUGUUGUAUGACGAUAUUAAAUGACUUUAUUGUAUGCUGCCAAA
Molecule: messenger RNA, 5547 nt
Organism: Trematomus bernacchii (emerald rockcod)
Lineage: Eukaryota; Metazoa; Chordata; Actinopteri; Perciformes; Nototheniidae
Product: collagen alpha-1(XXI) chain
Exons: 32
Coding region: 124-2940 (938 amino acids)
Source: RefSeq, a predicted model, not a curated record